Molecule: messenger RNA, 2988 nt
Organism: Drosophila obscura
Lineage: Eukaryota; Metazoa; Arthropoda; Insecta; Diptera; Drosophilidae
Product: aminopeptidase N-like
Exons: 5
Coding region: 22-2838 (938 amino acids)
Biological process (GO): peptide catabolic process; proteolysis
Cellular component (GO): cytoplasm
Molecular function (GO): metalloaminopeptidase activity; zinc ion binding; peptide binding
Source: RefSeq, a predicted model, not a curated record
UAUAUGUCAUAUGUUUAGUAAAUGUUUUCAACUGAAAUGAGUCUGUUUCUUUCGUAUAUCUUAGUUAUAUCGACAUUUGGCCAAGCAAGCUAUGAUCACUACCGUCUCCCGCAAACUUUGCAACCACAACACUACAACUUGCGUAUUUUAACACACUUGGAAGACGAAGAUCGGCUAUCCUUUUCCGGCGAAGUGGAAAUCGAGUUGCGUGUAUUGCAGCCCACCAGCAAUAUAACCUUGCAUGCAGGAUCGCGUCUCCAAAUGACCUCAAAUCGAACGAACUUGUAUUAUAUGGAUGAGAACGGCAAUAAGAAAAAGAUUGGUGUAAGAGCUGUGGAACGCAACUCGAAAUAUGAUUAUUAUAUACUGGUGCUGGGCAAAGUACUGGAACCGAGACAAAAUUACGCGCUGUAUAUACAGUUCUUCGCCUCAUUUGGGGGAGGAAUGUCUGGAUAUUAUGCCAGCUCGUACAAGGAUCAGAACAGCAAUAAAACAAGAUAUUUGUCUGUGACACAGUUCGAACCCGCUUAUGCGCGUACCGCCUUUCCAUGCUUCGAUGAGCCGGCGUUCAAGGCAACAUUCAACAUUACUCUGGGGCAUCCCACGAAAUACGUUGCUCUGAGUAACAUGCCCAUCAGCAAGAAGAUUCCCAUGUCUGGGCGAAAGAACUGGCUGUGGACCAUUUUUGAGCAAACUUUGCCCAUGUCUUCCUAUUUGGUUUGCUAUAGUGUCAACGACUUUGCGGGUCUUACAUCGCGAAACGAUUUCAGUGUUGAGUUUACCACCUGGGCACGUGCAUCGGCCAUUGCGCAGUGCAAGUAUGCUGCCGAGAUCGGUCCACGCCUAUUGGACCAUUACGAGCGUAUGUUUGAAAUAGACUAUCCUCUUCCCAAAGUAGACCAGCUUGCAGUGCCGGACUUUAGCGCUGGAGCAAUGGAAAAUUGGGGUCUCAUCACGUACCGCGAGGCGGCGCUGUUCUAUGCGCCAGAAGCCUCCUCUGAGGUGGACAAGCAGCGUGUGGCGAACAUCAUUGCCCAUGAGCUAGCCCAUCAAUGGUUUGGCAAUCUUGUAACAAUGAAGUGGUGGAAUGAUCUAUGGCUCAAUGAGGGCUUUGCCACUUACGUCGCUACAUUGGGCAUGCAAAAGCUGUGCAGUAAGUGGCAUGCUUACGCAGAGGAGUCGCUGGAGAAUAUGAUGAUUGUCCUUAACUCAGAUGCGUACUAUAGUACACGUGCCGUUUCCCAGACGGUGAGCAGAGCUAGUCAGUUUGCGGAGCAGUUUGACCCCAUCACCUAUCGGAAGGGUGCGGUCAUCAUCCGUAUGAUGCACAUGUUUAUUGGCGACACGACCUUCCGCAAUGGACUUAACUGCUAUCUGAAGCGGCAUGCCUACAGCAACGCAGAUCAAAGUGAUCUAUGGCGGUCACUCUCGGAUGCUGCACAUAAAUUCGGUAGUUUUCCCAAGUAUCUGGACGUACAGACGGUCAUGGACACUUGGACGCUGCAAGCUGGCUAUCCACUGAUCACAGUGCACCGCGACUAUUCAAGAAACACGAUCUCUAUCAAUCAGAGGAGGUUUCUCAUGCACGGCCUAGAUAAAACCAUGGAAAAGGACAAUUUUUUUUCCAAGGAAUGUUGGUUUGUUCCAAUAAGCUAUGCUUCCAGGAGCAUGGCAAAUUUUACAGCCACGGAGCCACGAGUAUGGUUGCAAUGCGAUAGCCAAGGUAAAGACAUACCUCUCGAGGUUCAAUCGCCACUCGGUGCUAAAGAGGAUCAAUGGCUUAUCCUUAACGUUCAACUGACUGCGCCCUUUCGAGUGAACUAUGACACCAUCAACUGGAAACUCAUAAUUAAAACAUUACAGGGUGGUGAUUUCCGGCGUAUUCAUACUAUGAACCGUGCCCAGCUAAUUGACGAUGCUCUGGCUUUGUCUUGGAAUGGUUAUUUAUGCUAUAAACUGACUUUAGACCUACUUAGAUAUAUCAAACAGGAGCAUGCGUAUAUGCCUUGGCGCGCGGCUUUAGAUCAUUUGGCAGCAAUUUACCGGAUCAUGAAACAAUCUCCGGACUUUGCCGUGUUUCAGCCACAGCACUUUAUGAAUGAUUUGCUGAGUCCAAUUUACGAUUAUCUUGGUGGAAUGGAAACAGAGGCAAAUGGUCGCUGCCGACACCAUCAUAUUGCUCACAAGACAUUGAUCAAUCAAUGGGCAUGUCGGUUGGCUCUUUACGACUGCGUUGAAUGUGCUGUGCAGUAUUACCAUCGCUGGUUUAUUUCCAACGAUCCAGAUCUGGCAAAUCCCGUACCUCAAAACCUUCGAUCGGUCGUAUAUUGCGCAGCACUGCGGCAAGGCGAUGAGUCUGACUGGAACUUUUUAUGGCAACGCUAUUCUAACGCUACGGUGGCCAGUGAGCGACGAUUGAUACUUCAGGCGCUGGGAUGCACACAGAUAGAAUUCGUAAUUCGUCGAUAUCUUAAGAUCAUUUUCGAUGAGAAUUCGUCGAUACGCAAACAGGACAUUUCUUUAGCCUUCGGAGCCAUUGCACGGAGUGACAUUGGAUUCCCUUUGGCAAAAGAUUAUUUUAUGAAUAAUUUUUCGUUGCUAACGAAAUCUUUCGAGUCGAAUUACCGUGAGCUAGCUGCGUUGCUCCUACAGAUAACUCGACACAUAAGUAGCCCUCACGACUACGGGGCAUUGAAAAUGUUCAUCGACUGCCACAAAAAACUCCAGAAGCUAGCCACCCGCACUGUACGGCACGCUGUUGAACUCGCCCAAGUAAACUUGCACUGGCGACAGAAACAACAGGCACAGUUUACUCGGUGUCUUAAGGACCACUACUAAUUAUAAAUAAGGCUAAUGAAUUUGUACGCAACAUGAUUUUUAUAAAGAAAAUCCUCAUCAGCCAUCCCUCUUCAAAACAAAGAUUGUUUUUAUUCGAAUCUAUUUUCAUUUUACAAGUGGUUACAAAUAAAUGAAUCAUAUGUAUGUAUA